AAACCUCGCGAGGAGCGUUGCGCCAAAAAAUAGUUGGUGAAAGCGCAAACACAAGCUGUUUUCGUUGCUUGUGUACUACUAAAAGUUAUCACGGUUCUCGAGCGAAUAUUUGAAUUGAUUUCAAUUGUUCAAGUUGUGAAUGUUCGAUAGUUUCUAUGAAAAUGAGUUUGGAACGCGUUUUUGACAAGAUCGAACGUACAAUGUAUGUACAUUUUGAGGAUAAAUUUCUGUAUUACUUUGAGCCGUUCCUAGAGAAUCUACCGUUUGAGAUUAUGGUUUACUUACUUAGACAUUUAAACGCAAGUGAUCGCAGCACCAUGGCACAGACUUGUCACGGCUUCUACGAAGGGCUUACGCACCCAGACAUGCUACGUUCCACAUGGCUUCACAUUCACGAUGUUGAGUUCGAGGACAAUAUUGAGCCGGUUCGAAGCUUGCUAACUGCAUUUCGGUACUUCCCUAACGUCAAACUGACCAAGAUCGUCUUCCGGAAUCGUAGUGAUUUCUGGGCUGAAUUUGGAGAAGCCAUAGAAGAGCUUUGGCUCGAUAGCUGUACCAUUUGGAAACAGAAAUUGCUGGGUAUUCUGCGUUACACGUUCCGGCUGAAGCGACUAACUAUUCGAAACUGUCCGGAUUUAUUCCGUUCUUGGAAGCUGCUGAAGAACCUCACGGUGACGUACAGUCUGACGCUAUCGAAUCUUACUCAUAUCAGCUUGGCGGGAAAUAAUCGACUCGAGCAGCAUCAUUUCGAUUUUAUCGUUGGAAUGGCGCCAAAUCUCGAUUCGCUAGACGUGUCGAACUGUUUCAAGGGUGUGGAAGCGGCGCAACGUUUUCGUAUGCUUGGACAUGUGUUGCGUUACGUGCAAGAUCGUCAGCACGCGAUUCGUCAUUUGUAUGUUGGCGAUACGCCAAUCGAUAAUCUGUUCCUGCGUCACCUGGCCGAUAUCAAGGAGCUUCGGUUGAAAAGUUUAAGCCUCUUGGUUUGUGAUAAAGUACCGGCGACAGAAGCAGGGAUCGUUGAUCUAAUCCGAUUACAGGCAAGCCUGACCUAUCUCGAUUUGUCCAGAUCGCUGGCUUUGAAUGACUUUUGCUUGAUCCAGAUCUCCAACUGUAUGCCUUUGUUGGAAACUUUGAUUCUUAAUCGGUGCUGGAUGAUCACAGAUUACGGAAUUUCGUCUAUUAAACAGCUGACUAAAUUGAAACACAUUGAUCUUACAAACUGUGAGAGGAUCAGCGAUGUCGGGAUUUUGGGAGGUCUUUUGACACACAACAGACAGAGAUUGAAAAAGCUAUAUCUGGGCCUGUUGUCAAGUAUCGGGGAAGUAGUUUUCACAAAGAUUUCCUUUGAGCUGAAUAAUUUGGCGGUACUGGAUUUGGGGGGAUGCUCCAACUGUAUCAACGAUCGAUCGAUUCAGUACAUUUUCUACCACAUGGCAGGUUUGAGGGACCUUAAUUUGGAUUGUUGUGCAAAGCUCACAGAUGCGGGUAUGACUGGUAUAGACCUACCAGAGUGUGCAAUAUCCAUUUGGGACUUUGAAAUGUGCUUUUCAAUCGAGGAUCUUAAACGAUUGCGUUAUCUAAACCUCCAUGGAUGCUACCGAAUAACUGACUACACUUUCAGGCGGAAAUUCCGCUUGUUAGAACUAAGAGAACUCAAUCUGGAACGGCUUCAGAUAACCGAGUAUGGCGUAGAGAAGAUCGCCCUAAACUGCCCUUCAUUGGAGGUAAUCGAUUUCAGUGAGUGCCAGAACAUCAACGACCGAUGCGUCGAGAUCGUAACCAAAUGCUGCCUUCGAUUGUCAACUUUGAAACUACAAAACUGCCCAUUAAUAUCGGAUUUGGCGAUCGAAUUUCUCGUGAAAAAUUGCAAAACACUCAAAUCGCUAAACAUUCGGGGCUGCUACAAGAUAUCAGCCGAAGCGGAAGCCAAACUUGGCACCGUUAGAUCGCUGAGACAUGUGUUUGCAAACGAGAGAGAGUAGUGGCGACCUGGAGCACCUUUUUUUAUCCACAACAAUUAGAAAAUAGAUCCCGACCGGACGGUAGUCGGUAAAAGGUAGCAUAGCUAAAAAACAACGAGCAGUGCAGGAGAGAAAAAAAAUGGUUAAACAAAACAAAAACACCGGAGAUGCAUACAAUAAAAUUA
Topomyia yanbarensis is the source of this 2146-nucleotide messenger RNA. Its product is annotated as F-box and leucine-rich repeat protein 13-like. Gene Ontology annotation, biological process: SCF-dependent proteasomal ubiquitin-dependent protein catabolic process. Bases 156 to 1982 code for a protein of 608 amino acids. The transcript has 4 exons. NCBI's taxonomy places the organism in Eukaryota, Metazoa, Arthropoda, Insecta, Diptera, Culicidae. Gene Ontology annotation, cellular component: SCF ubiquitin ligase complex. The record is from RefSeq and is a predicted model, not a curated record. Gene Ontology annotation, molecular function: protein binding.